Morchella sextelata is the source of this 285-nucleotide messenger RNA. RefSeq lists its product as uncharacterized. Lineage: Eukaryota; Fungi; Ascomycota; Pezizomycetes; Pezizales; Morchellaceae. The record is from RefSeq and is a predicted model, not a curated record. The transcript has a single exon. The annotation marks the transcript as partial.
UUAUCGUUGCUCUGAAGGGUGAGCUUGAGGAGUCUAAGGCCGAAGAGGAGGAGCUUCGGUAUCGCCUGGCAUUACAUCAGGAAAGUCUCGCUACCGCUGAUGAGAACCUCGCUGAUGCUGAAGAUGAGAUUCUAUACAUCACCUCUGUUGCAAAAGCCUGGGAGGCCCAAGCCAAUGCCAUCAUCGCUGAUCUUCGUUCUCGUGGUUCUGCCGCCACAGUCAAACCCCAACGCCGCCAUGCCUCCACCAAAUCUCGUUACUUAUCUCCUCGCUCUCAAGAUCCCC